Styela clava is the source of this 645-nucleotide messenger RNA. NCBI's taxonomy places the organism in Eukaryota, Metazoa, Chordata, Ascidiacea, Stolidobranchia, Styelidae. The record is from RefSeq and is a predicted model, not a curated record.
AUGGAGAAUCCUGAAGACUGGUAUGACAUUUUAGGAUUUGUUUUGCUCGGCAUUAGAAGUGUCACCAAAGAAGAUUUAGGUUUGUCCUCGGCAGAAAUUCUGUACGGAGCACAUCUUCGGCUUCCUGGUGAGCUCGUAGACCCUCGUCCAAAUCAAACUACAAUCGAACCGUAUAAUUAUGUCAACAAGAUGCGCAGAUUUUUUAACAAACGACAUAGCGUGCCUACUCGAGAGCAGCCGCCUAACCGAGUUUAUAUUCCUGAAGAACUCAAUAAUGCAACACGUGUCUACAUUCGUGUCGAUUCCACAAGAAGAGCACUCCAGCCCGUCUAUACUGGACCACAUAGGGUAAUUUCAAGGUCCAACAAGUAUUUUACGGUCGAAUACAAAGGAAAUCCUUACGACGUAUCAACCGACCGCGUGAAACCAGCAUUCCUUUCUUUUUGUGACGUCGAGACUACAACUGUCAAAUGUCACCCUUCUCCACUGAAGCCUCAGUCAAAACCUGAUAGCGAACCAAGAGAAAACCCUCCCAUUUUAAACGCACCAACACAAAAUAGCCUUACUCGACGUGGACGGGUAAUUCGCACACCACGGCAAUUAGACAAUUUUCUGCUGGCACCUAUUUUUGAAAUAAACAUUUAG